AUGUCGCCUUCAGCCAUGCACAACAAGGUCACCCCGCCAUACCACAGGCCCAAUCUCUAUGUUCAUGGUAUUGGCGUCGAAUACCCUCCUUAUGAAAUCAAGCCAGAGCACCUGGCCACUCUUGCACGACGCUUUUAUCCCAGUACUCCAGCCCUCGAAAAGGUGCUGAGGAUCAAUGAGUAUACGGGGAUCGACUCUCGUUCGGCAAUUGGCAACAUCGAUCAUCCCAUUGCGAAUGCGCCUGAACCCCCCACGAUCGCCGAGUUGUGCGAUGUGUUCCUCGACCACGGGGUGAAACUGUCAAUAGAUGCAUGCCGAAAGGCUGUUAAGCAGUGGGGAGGAGACCUCUCCGAAAUCACCCACGUUGUUGCGACUACUUGCACCAACUCGGCGAACCCAGGCUAUGACCAUUAUGUCAUCAAAGGACUCGGUCUCAACCCCAGCAUAGAAAAAAUCCUUCUGCACGGAGUGGGUUGCUCUGGUGGGCUCGGAGCGUUACGGACGGCAGCGAACAUCGCGCUUGGUUCCAGCUUUCGACGGAAGCCUGCACGCAUUUUAGUGUUUGCCUGCGAGAUAUCAAGCACCCUGGUUCGAUCAGAACUAGACUCGAUCCACAAGAACCAGGAGGUCAGAAUAGGCGUCACCUUGUUCAGUGACUGCGCCUCCGCUGUCGUCCUCGGGAAUGGAUUCAGCGACCGCUAUGACGAAGAACCCAUCUUGGAGCUCUUGGGUUGGGACCAUAAGGUUAUUGAAGACACCGAGAAGGAUCUGGGGUUCGAUGUUGACCCGCUUGGGUGGAAAGUGGUCUUGACACAGCGAGUUCCCAAACUGGCUUCAGCUGCCGUCCCGGGCAUGUUUGAAGAUCUGGUAGGAUCAAUACCAGAGCUGGUCGACCUCGGGAAGUUCAAGGCUUCGGACUACGACUGGGCGCUUCAUCCUGGUGGCGCCACGGUCAUCACCGGGGUGGAACGAGCGAUGAAUCUGAAACCCGAGCUUCUCCGCGCAAGCUAUGAGGUUUACAUUACUCACGGCAAUAGUUCCAGCGCCACCAUCUUCAGUGUGAUGAACCGACUGCUGGAGGGCGAGACGAAAGACCACAUAGUGGCGUGUGCCUUUGGCCCAGGGAUCGCUGUCGAGAUGAUGAUGCUCAAAAGAAGCAACCAGGGAUCAGACUCCGGGACUGAGAGCCCCACGGAGACUCUGGUGGCCGAGGACGUCGACUGA
Molecule: messenger RNA, 1224 nt
Organism: Fonsecaea erecta
Lineage: Eukaryota; Fungi; Ascomycota; Eurotiomycetes; Chaetothyriales; Herpotrichiellaceae
Exons: 3
Coding region: 1-1224 (407 amino acids)
Biological process (GO): polyketide biosynthetic process
Molecular function (GO): acyltransferase activity, transferring groups other than amino-acyl groups
Source: RefSeq, a predicted model, not a curated record